GGGCUUUUCUGCUUCCAGGGCCAAUGUUUCUGCGUAACAGGUUGGGAGGCUCUACAUAAUGGGUCUAGCAUAUUGUCAGCAGGUGGAGGACAGAGCCUGGCUGCUGAGACUUAACCCUCAGGCCUCCUGAGCAUGUGUGUCUUCCUUGUCUUGCAUGUCCCUGUCUCUUGCUUUGGCCUGUCUCAGACUAUCCAUGCUUAGCAUGGACACUGAAGGUGCCCAGUGGGACUCAGAACACAUCAGAGCUGGGGUGACAGGCCUGGGUGACUGUCUUUUGCUGUGACACAUCAACUGGAAUUGUCUUUCAUUUUUCUUGGGUGAAAUUCUCUGUUCAUGUAAAAUCUCUUGAGAUGAUUCUUUUGGACAAGUCUUAAAGUGCCAGUCAAAAGUUUAGUGUACGGUAUUGACAAAAUUCACUCGUGUUAAUCUGUGGCACUGAACAGUACUGUGCAGUUGGUCUGUCAUAGAGCCUUCAUUGUGUACCUUCAGAGGAGAGAAACUGGAUUGUAAGUGGCCAGAAAAAUAUUACAGCAUCGUGCUGAUCUAAUAACAGAGUGAAAAGUAUAGUUAAGUUUAAUUGUAACUCUAGAAUGUUUUUCUCUUGUGUUUACUAGACUUCAUGAGGAAAUAAUCGACUUUUAUAACUUCAUGUCCCCUUGUCCUGAAGAAGCAGCCAUGAGACGAGAGGUGGUGAAACGAAUUGAAACUGUGGUUAAAGAUCUCUGGCCAACGGCUGAUGUACAGAUAUUUGGCAGCUUUAGUACUGGUCUCUAUCUUCCAACCAGUGACAUUGACUUAGUGGUCUUUGGAAAAUGGGAGCGGCCUCCUCUCCAGCUGUUGGAGCAGGCCUUGAGGAAGCACAACGUGGCUGAGCCGGGCUCCAUCAAAGUCCUGGACAAAGCUACAGUACCAAUAAUAAAACUCACAGACCAGGAGACUGAGGUUAAAGUUGACAUCAGCUUCAACAUGGAGACUGGGGUUCGGGCAGCGGAGUUCAUCAAGAAUUAUAUGAAGAAAUAUUCAUUGCUGCCUUACUUGAUUUUAGUAUUGAAACAGUUCCUCCUGCAGAGGGACCUGAAUGAAGUUUUUACCGGUGGAAUUAGCUCGUACAGCCUGAUUUUAAUGGCCAUUAGCUUUCUACAGUUGCAUCCAAGAAUUGAUGCCCGGAGAGCUGAUGAAAACCUUGGAAUGCUUCUUGUAGAAUUUUUUGAACUCUAUGGAAGAAAUUUUAAUUACUUGAAAACUGGUAUUAGAAUAAAAGAAGGAGGUGCCUAUAUUGCCAAAGAAGAGAUCAUGAAAGCCAUGACCAGUGGGUACAGACCAUCAAUGCUGUGCAUUGAGGACCCCCUGCUGCCUGGAAAUGACGUUGGCCGAAGCUCCUAUGGGGCCAUGCAGGUGAAGCAGGUUUUUGACUACGCCUACAUUGUUCUCAGUCACGCGGUGUCACCACUGGCGCGGUCCUACCCGAACAGAGAUUCUGAAAGUACUUUAGGAAGAAUUGUCAAAGUAACUCAGGAAGUGAUUGACUACCGGAGGUGGAUCAAGGAGAAGUGGGGCAGCAAGGUCCACCCAGCUCCUGACCUUGACAAUAGAAUUAAGAUAAAAGAGCGAAUAAGCACGUGUGAUGGGGAGCAGCCCCAACGCCGAGAUCCGGAGCCACCCUACAGCCAGCACUUGACCUUGUCUCUGCCCAGCCCCCAGCUUCUCUCCUCAGGCUCCUCUGCUUCUUCUGUGUCUUCACUUUCUGGAAGUGACAUUGAUUCCGACACACCGCCCUGCACAACGCCCAGCGUUUACCAGUUCAGUCUGCAAGCGCCCAGUCCUCUGCUGGCCAGCUUGCCCACCGCCUUGCCCAUGCCGAGUGGCAAACCUCAGUCCACUACUCCCAGAACAUUGGUCAUGACAACUAACACUCAGACCAGGUUUACUAUACCUCCGCCGACCCUGGGGGUGGCUCCCGUUCCUUGUAGACAAGUUGGUGUUGAAGGAACUUCGGCACUGAAGGCAGUGCACCACAUGUCUUCCCCAGCCAUUCCAUCCGCAUCUCCCAACCCGCUCUCCAGCCCUCAUCUGUAUCAUAAGCACAGCGGCAUGAAGCUGGCCAUGAAAGGCUCUCACAACCACAGCCAGGGUGGUGGCUACAGCUCCGUGGGCACUGGAGGCGUGCGGCCCCCAGUGGGCAACCGGGGGCACCACCAGUAUAACCGUGCUGGCUGGAGGAGAAAAAAACACGCGCACACGAGGGACAGCCUGCCCGUCAGCCUCAGCAGAUAGUGGCUCCCAGCGGUGCCCCCUGGCCCCACCCUCCGAGACUGAGCCGGGUGGCCUCGGCGCCUGGCGGGAACUGAGACCAGCAUCCAGCACAUCGGCCGGGCCCCGCGAAUGCCCGCCGCUGAGCACUCUGCAUGUUCCUUGUGUGGUGGUCACGUCCAUCUUAAAGUACAGCUCCUUGUGCUCAUCUGUGAAGCCUUAUCCGUGUGGACGCUGUUUUCUGCCUUCCCAGGAUCCUUCCAGAAGCAGGCCUGGACCUGGAGCUGCAGGGGUGAAGCUGGCUGUGGCAUUUGUUUUUUGGUAGCCGUGCCUGUUCCUUUGAGGUUGAGUAUUUCUUUUACGUUUGUCAGAGCUCCAGCGAUCAGCCCUGUCCUUGGUUCUUCCGCGACGAAUAGGACGGGAGUCGCCAUUGUUUUACUGCCCUCGCAUUUCGUUUCAAGUUUCAGAACUGUUUUUCUAUGUAAAUAUUGAAAACUUAUUAUUUGUGCAAUAACUCAAGAUAUUUUUUAUUUAAUUUCAUAUUUUCACAUAAGUUAUAUUUAAUGGAGGAGGGAGUUUUUUUAAACAAGCUUAGGUCCUUUCCCCAGUUACAUUUUCUAAGUUGGGUUCAUCAAGUCGGCUGGUUGUCUGAUGAGCGUGGUUGCAAACACUAUGAGUGAGGGGCUUGGGUUUAUUUUUAUUCCUUGGGUCAGAGGGGAGGCCUCUCAAUUUGUGAUGAAGGAGCCGAGUUGCCCCCUGGUUUUCUGAAGGGGUUUGGCCCCCAAGUCUUCUGACCAGCUGCCUGCCGGCUCUGCCGUCCAGCCUGUCGUCUCUCUCUGACCAUGGAGUUUUAAUGUUUUGGUUUUUGGUUCUUUUAAACUAGACAACAAAUCCAGCAUUUAAAGUGCCAGAAGUAUAACUUUCUAAGGAGAGAAGAGGUUGUCUGUCACAUUAUAAAAUCUUAAAAAAAAAGGGAACUACAUGCUUCAGUCAGUUUUAGUCACAUAGCCUGUAAUGAUGGGUCUGGUGAAGAUCAUUACGGACAAUGGUGCCCAGUUUUAGGAAUGUGGAGAAAGGGAUUAUGUUGAUUCCAUUGAGGAAUCUGUAGCAGUAUGCAUUCGUUCUGUUAAGAGCAAAUAUGUGAGGAGCGCUUCAGCUGCUCAGUGUGCCGUGGGGAGUAUUCCUAAUGUAUUGCAGGAGAGCACAGCCCGGUGUUGGGGCUGGGAGCGGCUGUCGCCCAACUUGAGAAGCAUACCGGUAUACUAUGCAAGUGUAUUCUGCCAUGACAACCACUGUCUUUGUUACCUUUUUUUGAACAAGAAUAUAUCCAUCCCGCCUAACCCUGAGUUUUUGGAGCACCACAGUUGUCCUGGGAGGUAGCUGCAUCUCAUAGGUCACCUGACUUCCCAUUUCUAACAUGGGCUAGUAGCCCUGCUGAACACUACAGGGAGGUUUGCCUUUGAGUCCACUAGUGGAGAAUGUUGAGAGGAGAAACUUAUUACCAUGACACCUGAUUGAUACGCAGAGUGAUAUCUGAAAGUGAUGGACACCUGGCAAGGACAAGCUUUAAAAUGUCUAUGGUCUGUUUUGUUUUUAAGCAGGACUGGCCCACAUUGUUGUUGAGAGCUGCCAGCUGUGACUGCAGGUUCUCUAGGAGGCAUUCCAGAAUAGAGUAGCACAUUUUGUCUGCAGUUCUUAAUGAUCGAAAGCUAUCAAAAAUAUUUAAAGAUAUUUAAAUUGUGAACCUAUUGAUAAAGAAAUAUUUAUAAAAACUGAUAUGUAGGUCUGUACUAAUCUCUACGUAUUAGCAAUAUUGACUGUAACCCUACACUAAGGACACCACUGCGGGGAUGGUGGCCAGUGUCCCGUGGGUGCCCAUUUUAAAGCUCGAUAUGCAGGCACAGGUGCCAUGCUCCACCCUGUCAUGGUGAACUGAAUGAAUUGGCCUGGCUACCACUGUAGUCACGCACUACAGGUUUAACAAAAAGAUAUCAUGUUUUGAUUUUUUGUGUGUGUGGACAACAAUGUGGAGACUAAAAUUGACAUAUUUUUAUGUAAAGUUUUUCUAUUUGAUUUUUAAUAAACUUUGGAAAACAUGUAGUGUGUGUUUAAGUGAACUUUCCUCAAGGGAAAGGGUGGUUUCUAUAGUUCCACAUCCUCGAAUUUUCUAAUAAGGCAAUGAAAAACUAUUUCAUCCAUUGGUUCAGUAAACUCAGAACCUGGUGGCAGUUGCAGGUUCCAGAUGAGAGAAUCGGAACUGGAACAGAGUCUGCUCUCAUGCUGCACUGAUGGGGGUUCAGUAAAACCAUUCGAAUGAUACUGUGUCUGUGAUUUCUGACCAGCUGAUACUGGGGUACUGUGUACUUAGACUUCUCCUUACUCUUAGGUCAUUUGUAUCGCUUUAAAAAAGACACAUUUUAAGUUGUUAAAUCAAAAUGUAUCUUGAAAUGUAACUUAUGUGUAGACUUUAUAAGGAAAUGUAUAAAAAUUCUUACAAACCA
Molecule: messenger RNA, 4751 nt
Organism: Miniopterus natalensis
Lineage: Eukaryota; Metazoa; Chordata; Mammalia; Chiroptera; Miniopteridae
Source: RefSeq, a predicted model, not a curated record